AUGUAGAAAAGUAAUAAAUCUUUUGAUAAAAAGGACUACCCAGAUCUACCAGAUAUAGAUAUAAACUAAUUAAACCUAGAUAUUAAGAAUCUUCCCCCUCUACCUGACCACAUCUAGUAUAAGGUCGCUAAAGCUCCAGUGGCAGAUAUUCAUGGCAAGCUAAAGAAACUGGAAGAGUCUGAGUUCAAAAAUAAAAAGCCAUUCACUCUAAAGAGAUCUGAGUUCAAUGUGGAAACCUAUUGGGGGAGGUUUAGACAUCAAUUUUCAAGAAUUAACCCCUCCCUUUUCUUUGUAAAUGACAAAAAGAUCAGGGAAUGCUUGUAAAAGGUAGAGAAAUUUAAGAUUAGAGAGGAGGCCUCUGAUAACAUUGGAGCUAAGGUAUAUCUUAAGCAAGAGGAGAUUGAUGAGCUUAUAUAUGCCAAUAGAGUGGUUGGGUCUGCUGUCCAUCCUGAUACUAAGUAGAUAAACCCUCCUUGGUUUAGAAUGUCCAGCUUUGUACUAUUUAAUGUGCCAUUGGUAUUUUUAGUAUUGUUCGCUCCCAAUCAAACUCCAGCUUUCAACGCAAGCUUGCAAGGUAUGAAUCAAACUUAUAACGCUAUGAUGAACUAUGGAAAUAGGAAUGCCUCAAGCCCAUACACCAACGAGGAUAUCCUCAAAGGCUAUGCAUUUGCAGUCCUUACCUCUGGAGGUAUUGCCCUUUACAGUAGAAAACUACUAGCUAGCAAAUUAAAAGCUCUGAAAGGAGCAAGACUAAUCUUGGCUAACUCUGCUCUAGGUUAUCUAGCUGGUGCAUUUGCUGGUGUUGGCAACGUAGUAAUGAUGAGAUCAAAAGAGCUAAAAGAUGGCAUCUAACUCUAGAAUGAAGAAGGUGAUGUCAACUAUGGAAACUCGAAAGUUGCUGCGUAACAAGCAAUAUUCUAAACAGGAUUGUCUAGGUUUGUACUGGCACUGCCUGUGUUAUUCUUCCCUGCUCUUGCUAACUUGGUGCUUGAAAAGUUUGGACUGUGGCCUAAGAGAGCUAGAUUAGCUAAUUUAAUUGAACUUAUUUUAUGUGCUUGCUCACUUACAGUGGCAUUGCCCAUGAGUGUUGCUUUGUUCAAUCAAAGAAGCAUGCUCCCUAGAGAGUCUCUCGAAGCUGAGUUUUAGGACUUAAAGGACAGCAAAGGCGAAGUCAUUACUCACUUCUACUUCAACAAAGGAUUAUGA
Molecule: messenger RNA, 1206 nt
Organism: Stylonychia lemnae
Lineage: Eukaryota; Ciliophora; Spirotrichea; Sporadotrichida; Oxytrichidae
Source: the annotation of a GenBank genome assembly